Molecule: messenger RNA, 774 nt
Organism: Diaporthe batatas
Lineage: Eukaryota; Fungi; Ascomycota; Sordariomycetes; Diaporthales; Diaporthaceae
Exons: 2
Coding region: 1-774 (257 amino acids)
Source: RefSeq, a predicted model, not a curated record
AUGGAUGCAUCGUCAUCGCUUGGGGGCGACGAUGAUUGGGAGAUUGUUUCCACCUCAUCCCGACCCCGAUCUCCAUCACCCACGCGAGAGGCAUCAAGAUCAGAAGCUGCACCAGUUCAAGCUCCCGUCGCAGCUCACACACCCCUUUCCACAGUACAUCUCUCAUACAACAUGCCGGGCUGGAAAGAGGACUACCUCUCUUCGAUCCUUGAAGCUGAGAAGAACAGCCCAGUCAACCAUGAGCUCGUCGAGGCUUGCUCACUCCUCAACGACCGCAUAGCAGCCCUCGAAGCCGAGAAGGCCCACUGGCAAUCAGCGACCUCGUCAGCCUCCAGCGCGCAACAGUCAACGGCCAAAGAACCUCCCACAGCCACCCCCGACCCAACCCAGUCCCGCCUACGCGCCGACCUAGCCGAAGCCCUCCGCCAGAAGUCCUCCCUGGAGGCGCGCCUCCGCAAGACGACCAGCGAGCGCGACGCCCUGCAGACAACGCAACGGUCGCAGGCGCGGGCCAUACGCGACCUGUCGGGGGAGCGGGACGCGCUGCGGCUGCGGGUGGGGGAUCAGGCCGAGGAGCUGCGCGUCAAGAAGCACAUGAUGCAGCAGAUGCAGGACGAGGUGCUGGCCCUCGAGAUGCAGCUCAACGUCGCCGAGGCGCAGAAGGCCAAGAUCGCCGCCGAGAACAAGCAGCUGAUCGAGCGCUGGAUGAGGCGGGCGCGCCAAGAGGCCGACGACAUGAAUGCCGCGAACGAGAAGCGCGGCGACGGGCCGUGA